GUUUGCGCAGGCGCUGACGGAAGUGGGCCGCAGGAAGCGGAAGUCCCGCCUCUCCUUUCAGAGGCAGAAGCAACGCGGAGGAGACAGGAGUGUCCUGAGGACGCAGCCGGCACCAUGAGCCUCCUCAACAAGCCCAAAAGUGAGAUGACCCCGGAAGAGCUGCAGAAGCGAGAGGAGGAGGAGUUUAACACUGGGCCCCUCUCCGUGCUCACGCAGUCAGUCAAAAACAAUACCCAAGUGCUCAUCAACUGUCGCAACAACAAGAAGCUCCUGGGCCGUGUGAAGGCCUUCGACAGGCACUGCAACAUGGUGCUGGAGAACGUGAAGGAGAUGUGGACCGAGGUCCCCAAGAGCGGCAAGGGCAAGAAGAAGUCCAAGCCUGUCAACAAGGACCGCUACAUCUCCAAGAUGUUCCUGCGUGGGGACUCAGUCAUCGUGGUCCUGCGGAACCCACUCAUCGCCGGCAAGUAGGAGCCUGUUCCUGCCCCAGAACCAACUCCUGCUGCCCUACAAAGACCUGCCCGUGUUGGGAAUAAUAAAGUUCCUGUGUUUUUUCUACUA
This is a messenger RNA of Loxodonta africana (African savanna elephant), 561 nucleotides long. RefSeq names its product small nuclear ribonucleoprotein D2 polypeptide (gene SNRPD2). Gene Ontology annotation, cellular component: pICln-Sm protein complex; U4/U6 x U5 tri-snRNP complex; catalytic step 2 spliceosome. Bases 115 to 471 code for a protein of 118 amino acids. Lineage: Eukaryota; Metazoa; Chordata; Mammalia; Proboscidea; Elephantidae. Gene Ontology annotation, biological process: RNA splicing; spliceosomal snRNP assembly. Gene Ontology annotation, molecular function: RNA binding. The transcript is spliced from 3 exons. The record is from RefSeq and is a predicted model, not a curated record.